UCACUAACGGAAAUAUUAACUCCUACCGCAAAAACACUGAACUUGGUAACUCAAAGAUAUUAGAGGGUGAAAAAAAAUACAAAUACUACAAGUCAAUGUGCAAAACCCUGAUGAUUGAGGAUAUUUUGUUCAACAACUCAAAUGUCAAAAAUGCCGAAAAUCUGACGGAGGAAAACAUAGUCUUGAGCGAAAUGCAUAAUAGCUCCAAGAAAGCUUUGAAAAAGGCACUGUACAACGCCGAACAUUGGAAAUACCGUUACGGGUUAUAUUUCGACGAAUCCUACGACGGGAACGAUAAAACCAGAAUACUGAAGUUGAUAAUGUCAACGUUCAAUCUAUUGAUUAGUAACGGAUAUAUGGGCUAUUGGAAAUCAAUGGCCAAGAUACUGACGAAAAACGCAAAGCUCUGGACGACGCCGGCGCACAACAAAUCCGGAAUGCUCUUUAAGGUCAAUUUUCCGUUUGAUGAAAAUACAAAUUAUAAUACAAACAUUUAUCAGAAAAACAAUGGGUUUCAGUCCUUGAAGUAUUAA
Metopolophium dirhodum (rose-grain aphid) is the source of this 533-nucleotide messenger RNA. RefSeq lists its product as uncharacterized. The record is from RefSeq and is a predicted model, not a curated record. The transcript is spliced from 4 exons. Bases 96 to 533 code for a protein of 145 amino acids. Lineage: Eukaryota; Metazoa; Arthropoda; Insecta; Hemiptera; Aphididae.